AUGGAAGAUGCUGAGAUUAAGAAGACUGUGUCUCUUUCGCUGGAGAAGUUCAACAACAUGAGCGGGCUGUCCAAUCGCUUCGCUCUGCUCAAAAUCAACCGUGCUAAUGCCGGGAUGGCCAUGUCGAUGUAUUACAAUGCAGACUACACCAUCCAGGAGACCACCUGCCCCAGGAGCUCUGCAGCAUCUGAUGAAUGCCCCCUCAUGGAUUGCGAGUUCGCUAUUGACAGCUUUGAGCAAUUCUCUACCGUUAAACAACCUACCGGCUUGACCAGCUACCCAUCUACCUUCACCACCUACUCAUCUACCUUCUUCACCACCUACUCAUCUAUCUUCACCACCUACUCAUCUACCUUCUUCACCAACUACUCAUUUAACUUCACCGGCUACUCAUCUACCUUCAACACCCAGCUUUAUCUCAUGAGCAGUUACACCGAGCCGAAGCCAUCUCCUGUUGUCCACAGAAGAUCACCGCCUGCGAGGAGAGUCACUCCAAGGGUGAUUGUCAAAGGAGAGGUUGCCAAAUCACCGCAACUGGAUCCUUCCAAGUGGACCGUUUUCGGUCAGGGCAGGAAGAGGAGCCAACACGAUGAACCUGAGCAGUCCAUUGAUGCACUUAAACAAGCAGGGACUGUUCAGCAGGAGGAAUUGGAGGAGAGUUAUCUUCCACUGACACCUGUGUGGUUCAGCAGUGCAAUGUUGGUUGAGAUGGACAAGAUUAGUCCAUCCCAUCUUCCUGGCCCUGAUGAGUGCACACCACCGGUUCCAAAACUACAAAAGAAAGCAAAGAUGGAGCUGAAGCAGAGGGCUCCUGCCUCCAAGAGGACCCUGGCAAAGCGACAGGGGGAGGCAGCUCCCAUGGUUGUGGAGGUGAUUUUACGGCCACCUACCAGUAGAGGGACAGUUGCUGUGGAGCAGCAGGAGGAGCCAUUGCCAGGGGUGGAGCCAUUGCCAGGGGUGGAGCCAUUGCCAGGAGUAGAGCCAUUGCCAGGGGUGGAGCCAUUGCCAGGAGUAGAGCCAUUGCCAGGAGUGGAGCCAUUGCCAGGGGUGGAGCCAUUGCCCCGCGUAGAGCCAUCACUGAGCUUGGAGCCAUCAUCCAGCAAGGAGCCAUCACCCAGCGUGAUAGUGGAUGUUGAUGAUGACAACAGAUGGAGAACAGGUAAGGGCUAUGCUUGCAUGUGUUCAGAAAAAGUGCAGUUGGCUGUUGUCGCAGGGACUGAUGUGAGGUAUGCAUCCGUUUCUGACAAUACAAUAUCUGUUGCAUGUUCUAUAGCGGCUGCGAUCAAACAUUUGAUUGCGCCUGUGUGUUCGUGGAGCAGUACAGAUAUCGAUGCCAUCGGGUCAAAGGUUAACUCGUUUGUCUUAGGGGAAGCCCAUAAAAUGAAUGUAAAGCCAAAGAACUUGUGCAGGUUGGUUGAGCAGACCAGUGUGUUUGGACGUAAGUGGAACGUCAAUAUGGGUCUGCCAGUGUACGGCGAAUUGAAUUUGUCUGAAGGGGAAAAGGUAUUGUCGGAGAAGCUGCUUGAACACUUAUCCAGGGAUGGCAUGUGUCUGUUUAACCUAAAUUCCGCAGCCAGUGCCAUUAUUAAACACAAUGACUGUAUUGUGGUCGUUGAUUGUGGCACACGUGGUGCAUCUGGGUUAGCAUCCAGUUUUGGCACAUCUGUAGCCGUGUUCAACACAUGCCCUAAUGACCUGAUGUUUUACAUCAGGAAUCUCAAUAAUUCAUUGAAUGCACAGAAGUUUAGCAUUACAAGCCUUUCUGUGAAAGCAGCUCAAGUGAAUUCGGAGACGGCUAGAGUCAUUGAUGGGGAUAUGGGGUGUGUCAGGGGAACAUUUAGUCAGGGUGAUCAACGGUUUAAAUAUGCAGGACUUCAGUGCAUGGCUGUAAGUUUGGUAGGCAUAGCAAAACACACAAUUGACAGCGUGUUUACAUGGCAGACCGACAACCUGGAUAAAGUUGUUGUACUUGGUGACAAUCUGUACACCUCCCUGCGUGACCAACAAGGUAUCAGUGGAGGAUACAGACUACUUUCGGUUCCAGAUCUGCCCAAGGAGACCAUUAUCGACGGACAAAGAUUUCUGUUUCAAUACAGUGACUUUGUGUCUGGAGAUGUGGAUGUGGUUGAGGGUGAUCUCAUUGAUGAGGGUGUGCACACCACUUUAAAAUACGGACUGGAAAGGAUGUGUAGUAACUAUGACACAUGCUUUCUGACAAUGAAUGGCGGUACAUGUGCCAUCAUUGGUCAAGGUGGACACUACGCAGUGGUCGACUCCCAUGCACGCAGUGCGUCUGGGAUGAGCGAUGGCGAGGGGCGUAGUGUUAUUCUGUAUUUCAGAGGCCUUGAACACGUGUUUGAAUACAUAUGGACAUUUGCAGCGUUCCUCAAGAAGUCUCAAAAACAGUUUGAGAUAGCUGGUGUCCGAGUCACUCACAUAGGCCCAAUUGAAAGCAGUAAUCUGUCUUUGGGUCCAAGAGUGACUCCCAAAACGACAGAGACUGAUUUGGAGACUGAUUUGGGUUGUAGUUCAGCUAUUCAGUCCACACUUGGCUGCACCAACAUUCAGAUGGGUGCAAAGCGUAAGAUUCGUAAGGGAUCUUCUGCUUGCAAAAAAUUAAAAAAGAGUGAUGUUACCGCAGUUAAUUCAGACGUUGCUUUUGUCAAAGAAGUAAGAAGUGGACGACUGCAGUUUAAUCCUCUUAGUAAUCAAGUUGCACAAGCUCUUUGUGAACAGUUACAUGUGCAGUCAGAGAAAGUAGAUGUUGUGUCUACACAAAUUGGUUUGAUAGGGGCUCCAUGUCUCAAUGAAAAAAUAGAGGGUGACGGAAACUGUUUCUUUAGAGCAGUGAGUCAAGCUGUGUGUGGUACACAAAGGCAUCACACAAUAAUUAGGCGGCAGAGCAAUGCUGAGCCUUAUGAGCGUAUUUUGACCUCUUCCAUGUCAGAAUACCUCAGCACAUCCAAAAUUCGUGAGGUUGGCAGUUGGGCAACAGAAUUAGAAAUUCAAGCAGCAGCAGAUUGUUUUGGAGUUAAUAUAUUCACAUAUUGUGAUCCACGCUGGCUAAAAUAUAGUUGCGAGAACGGGCAGUUGUCUAAUCAGGGGGUUUAUUUGGAAAACCGCAAUGGUAACCAUUAUGAGACUGUUGUGUGUGUAAAACAACCUAAUUUGCAGAGUUGUUAUGGGUAUUGCAAAGUGGACACUUCUUGUCCAAGACUGUACAAUGUCAGACGGACAACUAGAGGCAAAAGGAGGGUUACGGAACAAACGCAUGGUACAUCGUCUGCUGGGGACACAGAUUGUGUGGAAAAGAGUGAUGUAAGUAAAAUCACUCUUGAAUUUAAUCCUUUGUGCAAUGAAGUGGCAAAAACCCUUUGCAAAAAGUUUAAUAUAGACUUUAAAAAGCAGGAUGUACAGGGACCUACAGUAACUGGGUCCCUAGGUGUGGUCUGUAAGACCGAAAAAAUAAAAGAGGGCGCUAAUAGUUUCUUCGGAGCGGUAGCUCAUGUUCUCAGUGGUUCUCAGAAGAGCUAUCGAAAGAUUAGAAUGACUGUUGUAAAGCAUAUGAUGAAUCACGCAGAACAAACUAAAGUAGUUGGGGGAUCUGCUUCAAUUUCAGACUACAUUGAGAAGUCUCAGAUGAAGUAUGUAGGACAUUGUGCCACAGAUGUAGAAAUCCAAGGGACAGCAAAUGCUCUUGGAGUGGACAUUUUUAUCUGCAGUGGGGAAAAAUGGCUCAAAUACACUUGUAAUUGUGCAAUGCUUUCAAAAGAAAAAAUAUACUUGAAACAUUGUGAUAAAAAUCAUUUUGAGCCAGUGGUUUGUAUCAAACCUUACGAUGAACAAAGGUGCUUUGAAUUGUGUAAAGUGGGGGGUUUGUCAGAGACACGGUCUAUGCGUAGCAGUGUUGAUAUCUGUACUGGGAAGGGUGGAGUUAAAGACAAUGCAGAGAGUGUUGCAAACAGCUGGAGUCGUAGGCACUGUCGUUCAACAUAUUUAAAAAAGAGAUACAGCUCAACAAAGAAACUGUAUUAUAAAAGUAACACAGUGUACCAGCAAACGAUUAGGGAUGCGUCCAUGAAAAAGUAUAGUGAUGCAGAUUAUCAAGAGAGAGUAAGAGUCGGUCGUAGAAAAAGGUAUUGUGAGGAUGAUGAUUUCAAACACAGAGCAAUUGGACACACUCAGGUUAGAUACCAUGAAGACCCAUUGCAUAAUCAGAUGAUAAAGGAUUCAAGUAAAAGAAUAUAUAGAUGUAAUCCACUAAAAGUUUUACAUAGAGAGAAAGUUAUAGCAUUUAACAAACGUAAAUAUAGGCAAAAUAAAUUGCAUAGAAAGAAGGUAAAAUCCAUGACUUCAAAAAGGUAUCAUGGUAAUCCAGAUUAUAAGAAGCGAGUAACAGCUAGCAACAAAUUGAAGAGGCAACAAAUGCAAAAAAAUAGAGAGGUAUUUGAUAUUGUAAUGCAGCAGUUUUUGGCCAAAGUUAAGAAUGGACCCGUUUUUGUAUGUAGCUGCUGCGAGAGGUUGUUAUUUGAAUCGCAGGCCUUGCACUGUAAAAAAGAGAAAUAUAAGGAUCAAGAACUAGCUAAUAAAUGCAUCAGAGACACAUAUUUACACACAUAUACUGAUGACUGUGAAGUACCCUGUGUUUGGAUUGAAAUUGGGAGAGGGCAGUCUUGGAUCUGCAGCAACUGUGAUAAAAAACUUAAGAGAGGUGUGAUGCCACCUGAAUGUGUUCUAAAUAAUUUGGCAGUAGAACCCAUUCCCCCAGAAUUGGCUUGUUUGAACAGCAUAGAGCAGCAUUUAAUUGCCAAAAAUAUACCAUUUAUGAAGAUGGUGGCAUUGCCCAAAGGUGGGCAAAAUGGAGUACACGGACCGGUUACGUGUGUUCCAGCCAAUAUCGUCCAAACUACAAAUGUGCUCCCCCGCUCAAGGAUGGAAUGUUCCAUCUUACGAAUAAAGUUAAAGCGUAAAUUGACCUUCAAAGGUCAUUUUAAAUAUCAAUUUGCAGACCCAAUGCACAUAAAGCGUUCAUUAAAAUAUUUAAAAAGAAGGAAUAAGCGAGUAUGGUAUAACGAGUUUCGUAGGGAGGAGGAAGAGAAUAAACAAACCCACACCAAGGAAACAUCAUCAGAGGCUGCUGAGGAACAGCCAUGUUUGUUUCAGGACAUGGAUUUGAUGGCUGUGGAUACUGAUCUGGAAAUUGCGGAUCAGUUUUCAGAUAGAGAACUCAACAUGGCCCCAGCAGAAGGCAAUAGUCCUGCAAAAGAAAGUUCAUGCAUUCCUGUACGGGUUCCCGAGUUUGAGGAACUUGAUGACGCUCUGCUUAAUGAGUUUUGGAGGGAACGGGAUGAUGACUUUGUAGACAAUUCGACCUUGAUGGAUUUGCCAACUAACAAAACGUCUGAUGCUAAUGCUGAUGAUGAGCUUUUAUACAACAGGCAACAGCAUUGCAUGUUUCAGGACACAUGUCUGAUGCCUGUUGAUAUUGGACAGGAAGUGUUGGAUCAGUAUUUUGAUAGUACAUUAAAUGUCGCUCCAGCAGAGGGUAAUAGUCCUGUGAGGCUGUUAGCAGACAUUUCCAACGAAGCAAAAUGCUUUCCUGUAUUGUUCCCACUGGGCAUUAACACCUACCAUCAUUCGAGGCCCCGCAAAAUAACAUUAGCACGCUAUUUGAAUACGCGUGUUUUAAAUGCUGAUGUUAGGCUUGCACAAAAUAUAGAAUACAUUUUUUAUGCUCAGUAUUUGUCUGAGGUGCAACAGGUAUUGUCCAGUGUGUCUAUUGCAUUGCGAAAAGGCAAAGCAGGCUUUCCAUCCAAACCGAUAGAAGAUAAUUUGUUGAAUCAGGAAACCAUAAGAAAACCGUUGCAAUUUGAUGAUGGCUUUCGUUUUCUCUCACCUAUUAGAGGUACUCCAGCAUUUUGGCAGCGCGCACAGAGUGACCUCCUAGCUUGUGUGCGUCAACUUGGUGUGCCUACCUGGUUUUGUUCAUUCUCUUCGGCUGAUCUUAGGUGGGCAAAUUUACUCAACGCUAUUUUAAAACAGGAAGGUAGAACUGAAGAUUUAGAUUGGGCAGACAGAUGUGAACUCUUGCGUCGUAAUCCUGUGACAGCGGCCAGGAUGUUUGACUAUAGAUGGAAUUGUUUUUUGAAAGAAGUUCUUAUGUCCCCUUCACACCCAAUUGGCAAGAUUGUAGAUUAUUUAUAUCGCAUGGAAUUUCAGCAGCGUGGCUCACCUCAUGUGCAUUGCUUGUUUUGGAUUGAGAAUGCACCCAAAAUUGUCGAACAGUGUGACCUGUGCCCCGAACAGGAAUUGGAAAAUCUUCAAUGCAAAGAAGAGCGGGAACAAAUUGAAACCGUAGACGGGGAGCAAAUAGACGCUAUUCCUGAUCUUGCCGUUAGUAAUCGGCAAAUUGGCCAUUUGGAAAAGACAAAGAAUAUUUUGAGCAGAAGCGAAGGGCUGAAAUUAGUUCGGUCUCUAAACGAAACACAAAUGUCUAUUUUCUAUCAAAUACGACAAUGGUGUUUAGACAAAAUCUCGGGUAAAAAUCCGGACCCGUUUCACGUAUUUAUAACAGGCGGUGCUGGGACAGGAAAGAGCCAUUUGAUCAAGGCUCUGCAGUAUGAGACAACCAGGUUGCUCUCAACACUCUGUGAAAACCCUGAUUCUGUGUGUGUGUUGUUGACUGCCCCAACUGGAAUUGCUGCAUACAAUUUAGACGCAGCAACUAUCCAUAACACAUUUAGCAUUGGCGUUAAUGCAAAAUUACCCUACACACCUUUAGGCGAGGAAAAAAUAAAUAGUCUGCGUGCCAAAUAUAGAAACGUGCACAUUUUAAUUGUCGAUGAAAUAUCCAUGGUCGAUCACAAACUCAUGGCAUAUAUUCAUGGCAGAUUACGUCAAAUUAAACAAUGUAGUGAUUAUUCCCCAUUUGGUAGAGUUAGUGUGGUAGUUGUUGGAGAUUUUUUCCAGCUGCCACCAGUGAAAGGAAAUGCCUUGUAUGUAGAGAAAGUAGGAUUUAACCUGUGGCACAACCUAUUUAGCAUUGUAGAGCUUAAAACAAUAGUCAGGCAGAAAGAUAUUGUUUUUGCGGAACUGCUAAAUAGGUUGAGAACACGCUCAAAAGAAACAGCAUUGUCAGCUAGUGACAUUGAUUUGUUGAAGAGCUGUGAAACAGGGGAAGAAAGUUCAGCAUUACACAUUUUCCCCACAAACGCUCAGGUUAAUGAUCAUAAUCUUGUGCAACUGUUGAAAACAUGCCCGGAACAUGUAGAAAUAGAAGCUCAGGAUACUGGCCAUAACAGCAAAACUGGAAAACUUGAGUUAAAACAUGGACAUCACACCAACAUCUAUCAAACAUGUUUAGCGGAACGUUUGGUUCUUGGGGAAAAUGCUCCUGUAAUGUUGACAAAAAAUAUAGAUGUGACGGAUGGGCUUGUGAACGGGGUAUGCGGCACGGUGAGACACAUAGUGAUUUCACAAGGUGAAAGAUUUCCACAAACUGUGUACGUCCAUUUUGACGAUGACAGAGUUGGGGCACAGCGCAGGAAAGACUCUGCAAAUGCAUCAAGUGAAUUAGUGAACUGUACACCAAUUUUUCCAGAAGAGGAUAGAGUCACCGUUAAAGGUGGGUUGCGUCGCCAAUUUCCCCUUAAACUGGCUUGGGCUUGUACAGUACAUAAGGUGCAAGGGAUAACUGUUGAUAGAGCUGUGGUGUCACUUAAAAAAAGAUUUGCUGCUGGACAGGCAUAUGUUGCAUUAAGUCGUGUUACAAAUUUAUCAGGCUUAAUCAUUCAAGAUUUUAAACCUAAUGCCAUCUAUUGAAAUGUUACGCAAGCAAUUCAGUGCAUACCUCAGUUUCUACGUGAAGAUAGGAUCCACCCCAAAUUGCACACGGACAAUUUUGCUGUGUUUUUGACAAAUGUGCAAAGUUUACAUGUCGAAGAUUUGACCCUUUGUACACAGCAUUUGCAGCCUAACUGUAUUGCUGUUACAGAGACAUGGCUGCCUGCUGUCUCAUCAUUUGACGACAUUAACAUCAGUGGUUAUACAUUUGCUAGUUGUUCUCGAAGUGCAUCUUACACCAGCGAUAACCCAGCAUUGGUUGCUCUGCAAGACCAACAACAUGGUGGUGUUGGCAUAUAUAGUGCAAACAGUAUUGAAUUUAGUAUUGUUCAAGUGCCAGAUGUAAAUUUAGAAUGUAUAGUGUACAACUGUUUGUCUCACAACAUAUUAAUUGCGGUAAUUUAUAGACCACCAUCAUAUCCCAUGUCUUUGUUUAAAGAACAUUUAGGCAAAUUACUAGAUUUGUUAGAUCUAUUAGGUGACACAAUUGCUGUGAUGGGUGAUUUCAAUGAUGACAUUUUAAAAACAUCAACAAUUUGCAAAUUUGUAACAGACAAAGGGUAUGUGCAGCAAGUCACACAACCCACUACCGAAAAGGGCACAUUAAUUGACCAUGUAUAUGUGAAAACAACACAGUAUGAUGUAGAAUCAACUGUGUUGCCCACCUAUUUCAGUGAUCAUGAGGGGAUUCUGUGUUCUUUUGCACAACUGUUGAGGUAG
This is a messenger RNA of Trematomus bernacchii (emerald rockcod), 8562 nucleotides long. RefSeq lists its product as uncharacterized. Gene Ontology annotation, biological process: DNA repair; telomere maintenance. Gene Ontology annotation, molecular function: ATP hydrolysis activity; DNA helicase activity. Lineage: Eukaryota; Metazoa; Chordata; Actinopteri; Perciformes; Nototheniidae. The record is from RefSeq and is a predicted model, not a curated record.